CCUAUUUUAAGCAGCGCAGUUGGCGCACUGGCAAACCAGUGCCCAGCUCCCAGGGGCCCCGCACCACCUCAGUGCCCACUCACACUGCCCGGGCACAGGGCAGAGGGAGCCAUGCCCAGGGAGGCUGCAGAAGACAGCAUGGGAAGGGCUGAGGGUGCUGCGCCAGCAGAGCCCGGGGACCCUGACAGCAGUGAGCCUGGAGCCAUCAGCCUGUGCCCCGUGGAGUCCAUCAGCGACCUGCACUUGGCCUUGGGCGGGCAGAAGGGCACAGAGGGCAACGGCCCAGCUCCCUCCAGCAGCCUGCGCCGGCCUCCACCUCGGCCCGUGUCCCCUGUGCCCCCAGUGCUACUGCCUACCCUGCGCCCCGUGCCCCCUGCCAGCCCCUGCCCCUGCCUCGGCCCUGGCCACCCCCUGCUGCUGGCUCUGCUGGUGCUCCUGGCACUUGCGAGCCUGGUCCUGGCCACGCUGGCCAUCUACCUGAGUGUCCUGCAGAGCCAGUCCGUGCGGGCGCUGGCCCAGUGGCUGGAGAGCCAGGAGGACGCCGUGCACCAGCUGCGGGUAGCCAGCAGGCAGCUCUGGGCUCGCCUCAACGCCAGCACCCAGCCCGGCGGGCACCGCUGAGCUGCUCCCAGCCCCACCACAGGCUCCAGGCCACCACGGGAAGGGGCAGCGAAGGGCAGGAGGGGGCAACGGGCAGCCUUACCCGCUCACACCUGGCAGCAUUGCCUCUUGGGGCACAGGGGCAAUCCCGGCCCCUGCCCCAGGCUGCGAGAGAAAGGGACAGGGCUGUAAGGACCGGCACCCGCCUCUGUGACAGCCCUUCCUCUUAACAAGGCAGAAGGCACCCUCCAAUUAGCCU
Chiroxiphia lanceolata (lance-tailed manakin) is the source of this 859-nucleotide messenger RNA. It is a transcript of the gene LSMEM2, whose product is annotated as leucine rich single-pass membrane protein 2. The transcript is spliced from 4 exons. Bases 112 to 621 code for a protein of 169 amino acids. The record is from RefSeq and is a predicted model, not a curated record. Lineage: Eukaryota; Metazoa; Chordata; Aves; Passeriformes; Pipridae.